Xenopus laevis (African clawed frog) is the source of this 2072-nucleotide messenger RNA. It is a transcript of the gene tmem135.L, whose product is annotated as transmembrane protein 135 L homeolog. NCBI's taxonomy places the organism in Eukaryota, Metazoa, Chordata, Amphibia, Anura, Pipidae. The record is from RefSeq and is marked provisional. Gene Ontology annotation, cellular component: peroxisomal membrane; mitochondrial membrane.
CACUGCUCUGAGUCGGGCACGCGCGCGCGCUCCCGGCGUCCCAAGCUUGUCAGGGCUUUGCACGAGAGUAACCUCACGGAGCCGCGGCUUGUAGUGGAGAGACCUUUAUCCCAUUCGUCCUCCGCCUCCCUCCCUCCCUCCUCCGGCGCGCAGCGUCUCUCUACCUCAGCAUGGCGGCCCUGAGCAAGUCCAUCCCGCACAGCUGCUAUGAGAUCGGUCACACCUGGAACCCGUCAUGCUUCGGCUCCUACCUGCAGAUCACACAGGGCGCUAUGGAGGAGUCUUUCAAAAUCUACGCGCCCCUCUAUCUGGUAGCAGCGAUCCUGCGGAGGAAGAACUUAGAUUACUAUGUACACAAACUACUACCUGAACUAUUACAAUCAACAUCCUUCUUAACCGCGAAUGGAAGCCUGUAUAUUGCCUUCUUCUGCAUUCUGAGGAAACUGCUUGGAAGAUUCUACUUCUGGACGCCUGGAUUUGGUGCCGCCUUACCUGCUUCUUAUGCUGCUAUUCUGAUUGAAAGGAAAAGCAGGAGAGGGCUACUGACAAUUUAUAUGGCCAACCAGGCCACAGAGGCAUUGUUUCGAAUGGGCGUGACGCGGGGAUAUAUCAAGCCAAUAAGACACGGAGAGGUCCUUUUAUUUUGCAUCACAUCUGCGCUCUACAUGUUCUUUUUCAGGUGCAGGGAUGGUCUAAAAGGAUUCGCUUUUUCAGCGCUUAAGUUCAUCGUGGGAAAGGAGGAAAUCCCAGCACACGCCUUGUUGCCGGAGAACAUGUAUGUCAAAGCCGAGCAGAAGAGCAAAGAGCAUAGAGGGCUCUCCAGGAACAGUCUCAAGAGGCUCAUGGAUAUCAUAUGCAAACAUGGACCAAGGCACAGAUGUUGCAAACAUUAUGAAGACAACUGCAUCUCUUACUGCAUUAAGGGCUUUAUACGAAUGUUUAGCAUUGGUUAUUUGAUCCAGUGCUGCCUUCGCAUCCCGUCUACCUUCCGACACCUGUUUACAAAACCUUCACGCUUGCUGUCCCUGUUCUACAAUAAGGAGAACUUCCAGCUUGGGGCUUUCCUCGGAUCUUUUGUCAGUAUUUAUAAGGGUACCAGCUGCUUCUUGCGUUGGGUUCGUAACUUGGACGAUGAGCUUCAUGCACUUGUAGCAGGUUUUCUGGCUGGGAUAUCUAUGAUGUUUUACAAAAGCACCACCAUUUCCAUGUACCUAGCAUCCAAACUGGUAGAGACAAUGUACUUCAAAGGCAUCGAGGCCGGAAAAUGCCCUUAUUUCCCGCAUGCGGAUAGUGUUAUCUACGCGGUUUCUACGGCAGUCUGUUUCCACGCUGCCGUUAUGGAAGUCCAGAAUUUGAGACCAUCCUACUGGAAAUUUCUGCAGAGGCUGACAAAGGGCAGGUUUGCACUGAUGAACAGAAAAGCCUUAGAUGUUUUUGACUCUGAAGCAUCUAAAAACUUCAACAAAUUUGUCCCUAAACUGGAUCCAAGGUUCUGCAUUGUAAAGCCGGAGCUGCCUCUUGACUUCUCCUGAGAUCUGUUCAUUUUUAGGAUCUGAAGCCUCUUGAUCAUCGAGACAAAGAAAUUAAGAAGCUCCGAGGCUUCUGUCAAGUAUUAACUAAUUUACCCUGACCAAUCCAAACAUGGCUUGAUUCUUGCUGAACCCCCAUCCCAUCGAUUGAUUUAUAGAACGAUUCAAUUGGAUGAACAGUAGUGACGGUGAUGACAAGGCUGACGUCACUCAGAAACACUGACCAUUGUGAAUGUUUCUGUGUGUUGGUGUCUUGGUCGCCAGUUAAUGAUAUACUCUAAUUUAACAGAGUAAUUUAUGACAUAGACUGAAGAUUGUAUUGAUAAUUGAACUAAUAGCAAUGCUAACCUCUAAAAAUCUCUUAAUUUGCCCCUCUGUAAAAUGGGAGCAUGUGUGCAACAUCCAGCUGUAUGUACAACCCCAACAUUGGAUCCUGAUCUGUCAUAAUUCGGUUUUAAAUACCUUCAAUUAUAGAUAUGGAGGGAACACAUUUUGGGAUUUAAUUUUUUGGUUUAUGUAUUCAAAUUAAAAUGUGAAAAAAAA